GAGACUCGAGAGACACUGAUGGAGAACGGACUCGUCAAGGGCCACGCCUACAGUGUCACGGGGGCGCGGCGCUUCAGGGUGAAUGCUCCGCGACGACCCUACGUGGAGCUCUUACGUCUGAGGAACCCCUGGGGCGACGAGACGGAGUGGAAAGGGCUGUGGAGUGACGGCUGCGAAGAGUGGAAUCUGAUCCCGAGCUCAGAGAGAGACAAACUCCAGCUGAGCAUCGCCGCGGACGGAGAAUUCUGGAUGUCGUUCAGUGACUUCGCAGAGAAUUUCGACGAGCUGUACAUCACGAGCCUGAACCCACACACCGUCAACGAGGAGGCCAAGGAGCAGCUCUUCUCCUUGGCCGACGUCGUGACCGAGGCCAUCCUCCACUCCGAGGUCAUAAGGGCAGCUGAGGUCAAGGCCGUGAAGAUGUGGGAGGUCGUGACCUUUGACGGCGCUUGGGUCCGCAACGCCACGGCAGGAGGCGGAGAUAGGAAGCAUAGAGUGUUCUGCAGUAAUCCUCAAUACAUACUCGAGCUGACAGAAGCUGACGACGGCGCAGAAGGCACUUGCGCUACCAUAGUGACCCUUAUGCAGAAGAACAGAAGGGUCAAUCAGCUACCUAUUCACCCCAUUGGAUUUUAUAUUUAUAAGCUCGAAGAAGGAGAGAGAACACCCAACCCACUCACCGUAUCUUGGCUCAGGCUGAACGUCCCCUAUUUCUACACGAAGACCUUCUCCAGGGCAAGGACUGUGACCCACCGCCUUGCCCUCGACCCCGGCAGGUACCUGGUCAUCCCCUGCACACCCGAGCCAGACCAAGAGGCGGAGUUCCUUCUGCGGGUGUUCUGUGAGAAGCUCGUCAGGAUGGAGGAGUACGACGAGGAGGCCCAGAUUCUCGAUAUUGCUUAUGAGUCAGAGGACGAGGUAGACCACAGCAUCGAGGACCACCUGCGCGCUGUGUUCCGAGAGGCAGCUGGUGAGGCCAACGAUGUGGAUGCUGUGAAGUUGCAGGCCAUGCUGGAACAGCUCUUCCCUUCUGCAGGUUUUGCGGACUCGCUCGACUUCACCCGGAGUUUCCUGGCCAUGAUGGACCUUGACUUCUCAGGGACAGUCAACUUCUAUGAGUUUGAAGCCCUUUUCUCGUCUCUCAGCCGCUGGGUGAGGGUCUACAACUCGAGGAAGGACGAGGAGAGCGGCCUGCUGUCGGGUCACUCUUGGGGCCUCGGCGACGCGCUCAGGGACCUCGGCCUCCAGAUCCCGCGCCGCAUCCGGGCCCUCGUGGUGGUGCGCUACGGCGACCAGCAGGGCCACGUCGCCCUCAGGGACUUCCUCAUGGCCGCCUGCAGGAUCUCCGUCAUGCUGGUGAGAUUCGAGGCCCACCGUGCAGAGGAGGGACAGCAUGCGAAUAUUCCUUUGACAGACUGGCUCACAAAUACCCUUUAUUGCUAAGAAUAAUUGUGGUUCUUAUGUGACAAUAUACAUAGCCUUGCGUAGUUCAAGUUAUGUACGCGUCUGGACCAAAAUUAUGUACAUUAAUGGAUCAAAAUGAUGUACAUUUAUGCAACAAAAUGAUAUACAUUUAUACACAAAAUGAUGUACAUUCAACAAAAAUGAUGUACACUUAUGCACCAAAAUUAUGUACAUUGCACCAAAAUGUACAUUUAUGCAACAAAAUGAUGUACACAUUCAACAAAAUGAUGUACACCUAUGCACCAAAAUUAUGUACAUUUAUGCACCAAAAUUGUGUACAUUUAUGCACCAAAAUUAUGUGCACUUAUGCAACAAAAUUAUGUACAUUUAUGCACCAAAAAUAUGUGCAUUUAUCCAACAAAAUGUACUCCUAUGUAAAAGUCAUGGAUCCUUGCGUAGAAAAAAAGUUUACACUUAUGUAGCAAAAGUACGUUUAUGAAACAAGAUUUCUUUUCUUUGUUAAUCAAUAUGCGAUUAAGGUUUAUUGUGUGAUCUAGUGCAAUUAAUUGUAAUUCUUAUGCACUGUUAUUGUAGAUUGCAAAUAUAAUAAAUGAUUUUUUCCAUAUCAA
Penaeus vannamei (Pacific white shrimp) is the source of this 2033-nucleotide messenger RNA. NCBI's taxonomy places the organism in Eukaryota, Metazoa, Arthropoda, Malacostraca, Decapoda, Penaeidae. The record is from RefSeq and is a predicted model, not a curated record.